Messenger RNA from Cadophora gregata, 1452 nucleotides. RefSeq lists its product as uncharacterized. Lineage: Eukaryota; Fungi; Ascomycota; Leotiomycetes; Helotiales; Ploettnerulaceae. The transcript has 5 exons. The record is from RefSeq and is a predicted model, not a curated record. Bases 1 to 1452 code for a protein of 483 amino acids.
AUGUUUCUUUCUUCUCAGCAAGUCGGUUGGCUUCUAUUGCCGGUUCUGGCUCAAGGAGCAACUGUCAGUUACACGAUACCAUCAUCUGCUCCUACUGGGGCAACACCACUUGAUCCUGCACCAGUGGGAGUUUCAUUCGAAUUCUUCGCCUUCCCAUCUUACUUCACGAAUGUGACGGCGACGAAUCAAUGCCUCAAGAACUUCCAGGAAAGGACAGGGACAUGGCCACCGAUCCGAAUCGGAGGAACCACACAGGAUCGGGCGAAAUAUGAUGCUUCAACAUCUGCAUAUGUAGUGUAUUCUGUGGCUAAUCCCACAGAUGCGCCGGCGAGUCUGACAUUUGGACCCUCUUUUAUGUCUUUAGCUGCGACUUAUCCUGGGACCGUGGUAGUUGGACUCAAUCGUGGGAAGGAUAAUAUUGCAAACACCAUUGCUGCUGCAAAAGUAGCAAAAGACAGAAUGAAGAAUCUCCUUGCAAUCGAGCUCGGAAACGAACCAGAAUACUACACCAAAGACGGGCAACCCAUCGCCAUCAAAGCUGGCACGUGGAACCCUGCCACCGACGCCGCCUCCCAAAACAACUGGAUUCUCUCAGUCGGCACAUCACUCAACACCAAAAACCUCAUCCAAGCCGGAAACCACAACGAUGCGCCUCCCAAAUGGGGUGCUCAAGAACUAAUCGCCACGCAGAACAGCACCGUCAAAUCCUACGUCCACAAUUACGCGCACCACAAUUACCCCGGCGGCAGCGUCUCCGGUCUAAUGUCUCACGCCGGCAUCUCGUCUAACAUCGCAAUUUUCAAAUCUGACAUAGCUGCCGCUGCUUCAGUCGGGAAGGAAUACGUCCUUGGAGAGACGAACUCCGUGUCUGGUGGUGGCGCGAAGGAUGUCAGUCCGCUUUUUGGCGCUGCACUUUGGACAAUGGAUUACGUUCUGCGCGCAUCGAACGCCGGUAUCAAACGCACGUAUUUCCACCAUGGGACCGUGGGAUUGUGCUAUUACUGUUGGUGGGGGCGGUAUAGUAUGGGAGCGCCGUACUACGGUGCAUACGCUGCUACGGAGGCGAUGGCAGGUGGGAAAUACAUCUCUGCUCUUGAUGCGGGGACGACGAACUAUGCGGUGUAUGCUAUCUAUGAUGGGGCGAGGAAGCCGGUUAAGAUUGUGCUGUAUAAUUCGGAUUAUUAUUCGGGGAGUGGGACGAGAGGAAGUCAGACUUUUGUGUUGGAUGGGCUAGUUGGGAGCAGUACUACGGUGAAGGGGAGGAGAUUGACGGCUGCGAGUGCGAGUACGAGGGUUGAUACGGGGGGUGUGGUUACGUUUGGGGGAAAGACUUUUGGGCAGGGGACGUGUGUUCAGGGUGGGAGUGACGUGGUGGAGAGUGUGAGUGUGGUGGGUGGGAAGGCAAGAUUUACGGUGCUGGCUUCGGAGGCGCUGGUGUUGUAUUUACAGUGA